GAGAAAGUCCAGACUUGUGAGGACUCCGGAAGGUGCUACAUCAGCUGGUGAAGGACCUGGAGGAAAGUUGACCUGGUGGGACAUCUCAGAUAUUUGAAAGACUUCUGUGAAUGUCACAUUGCCGCGUAGUAUGAUGUCAAGAAAUCAUUUGGAGGCAUCUACUUAUAAAAUGACAGAGCCAUUUAAUUUUGAGAAAAAUGAAAACAAGCUUCCACCAUGUGAUUCUUUAAGAAGUCCUGGAGGACAUGCUAACCACCCUAACUUCCGGUUGAAAAGUCCAGAGAAUGGAAAUAAAAAGAACAAUUUUUUGCUUAGUGAGCAAACCAAACAGUAUUUGGCUAGUCAGGAAGACAAUUCAGUGUCUUCAAACUCUAAUAGCCUCAGCAGAGAGGUGACUGGAUCCAAAGGAGACAGGAAAACGUUGCCAACAGGAAACUCAGUGUCACCAUUAAAUGUUGCAAACAAUUCACCACCCAAAGAAAAGCCUAGCAAUAAUGUGCCUCCUGCAAAGUCAAAAAAAAUGCACAAGUUGGUUGGGAAUUCCUUGUCCAUAAAUAAUUCAGCACUCUUCAGAUCCUUAGGACCUCCUUUUCGAUCAACAACUUGCCAUCGAUGUGGCCUGUUUGGGUCGCUGAGGUGCUCACAGUGUAAGCAGACGUACUACUGCUCCACAGCAUGCCAGAGAAGGGACUGGUCAGCACACAGCAUCGUGUGCAAACCCGUUCAGUACAAUUUCUACAAACGUGAAGAUAGUAAAUCACCUUUUGAAACUAAGAACAUGGAAGUGAAAAAUGAGGGUCACUACCCUCUUGGACUUACUAAAGAAAUAGCCACUUGUGCUGAUAAAAUAAUGUUUUCUGAUUUGAGAAGUCUACAACUCAGGAAAACCAUGGAGAUAAAGGGUACAGUUACUGAAUUCAAGCACCCGAGUGACUUUUAUGUGCAGUUAUAUUCUUCAGAAGUUUUGGAAUACAUGAACCAACUUUCCACGUGCUUAAAGGAAACCUAUGCAAAUGCGGUGCAUGAAGAGGAUUAUAUUCCUGUUAAGGGGGAAGUUUGUGUUGCCAAGUACACUGUUGACCAGACCUGGAACAGAGUAAUAAUACGAGAUGUUGAUAUGCUGCAGAAGAAGGCACAAGUCUUAUAUAUUGAUUAUGGAAAUGAAGAAAUAAUUCCAGUAAACAGAAUUCACCAACUCAAUAGAAACAUCGACUUAUUUCCUCCAUGUGCCAUAAAGUGCUUUGUGGCCAGUGUUACCCCAGCAGAGGGGAAUUGGAGCAAUGAAUGUAUCAAAACUAUUAAAUCACUGUUAAUGGAGCAGUACUGCUCUAUAAAGAUUGUCGACAUCUUAAAAGAAGAGGUAGUUACCUUUGCUGUGGAUGUUAUGCUGCCAAGUUCAGGAAAACUCUUAGACGAUGUGCUCAUAGAAAUGGGAUAUGGCUUGAAACCCGAAGGACAAAAUUCUAAGAAACAGAGUGCAGAUCCAGGUGAUGUUGAAGAUGUUGGAAAAAUGACAGCUGAAAACAAAGUUGUUGUAGACAGAAGUGAUCUGAUCCCCAAAGUGUUAACUGUGAAUGUAGGCGAUGAGUUCUGUGGUGUGGUUGCUCACAUUCAGACCCCAGAAGACUUCUUUUGUCAACAGCUACAAAGUGGACAUAAGCUUGCUGAACUUCAGGCGUCCCUUAGUGAGUACUGUGGUCAAGUGCCUCCACGCUCAGAUUUUUAUCCAACCAUUGGUGAUAUCUGUUGUGCACAGUUCUCAGAGGAUGAUCAGUGGUACCGGGCCUCCGUUUUAGCUUAUGCUUCUGAGCAGUCUGUACUGGUCGGAUAUGUAGAUUAUGGAAACUUUGAAAUCCUUAGUUUGACGAGACUUUGUCCCAUAACUCCAAAGUUGUUGGAAUUGCCAAUGCAAGCUAUAAAGUGUGUGCUGGCAGGAGUAAAGCCAUCAUUAGGAAUUUGGACUCCAGAAGCUAUUAGUCUGAUGAAAAAAAUUGUACAGAACAAAAUGAUCACGGUGAAAGUGGCAGACAAGUUGGAAAAUAGUUCCCUGGUGGAGCUUCUAGAUAAAUCUGUGACACCUCACAUCAGUGUUACCCAAGUUCUCAUAGAUGCCGGCUUUGCUGUGGGGGAGACAGGGGUGCUGACGGAUAAACCCAGCAUCGUGAAAGAAGCCAGUGUUCCCUUAGGUGUAGAAGCAAAACUAAAUCCACUGGAGUGGACAUGGGUUGAACUUACUGUUGACCAAACAGUAGAUGUUGUGGUCUGCAUGAUAUAUAGUCCUGGAGAAUUUUAUUGCCAUGUGCUUAAAGAGGAUGCUUUAAAGAAACUCAAUGAUUUGAAUAAGUCGUUAGCAGAAUAUUGCCAGCAGAAGGUGCCCAAUGAUUUUAAAGCAGAAAUAGGGCAACUGUGUUGUGCUCCUUUUGCAGGUGAUGGUAAUUGGUAUCGUGCAUUAGUCAAGGAAAUCUUGCCAGCUGGAAAUGUUAAAGUCCAUUUUGUGGAUUAUGGGAACAUGGAAGAAGUUACUGCAGAUGAACUCCAAAUGAUCCCAUCAAAAUUUUUAGAACUUCCGUGUCAAGGGAUACGGUGCUGGUUAGCAGAUAUAGAGCCGAAAAACAGACACUGGACUAAAGAAGCCAUCACAAGAUUUCAGAUGUGUGUUGCAGGGAUAAAACUCCAAGCCCGAGUGGUUGAAAUCACUGGACAGGGAGUGGGAAUUGAGCUCACCGAUGUCUCCACUUCUUACCCCAGAAUAAUCAGUGAUGUUCUGAUUGAAGAACAUCUAGUCUUAAAAACUAGUCCGCCAUGUAAAGGCUUGAGAAGUAAUAGGCCUGUUAAUAAACAUGAUCUUCAAAUUGAUGCCCUGGGGCUUCAAGCCAUGUCUUCAGCUGAGCAGUGGAGGACAAUAGAAUUGCCAGUUAAUAAAACUGUGCAAGCAACUGUAUUAGAAAUCAUAAACCCAUACUUGUUUUAUGCUCUACCAAAUGAGAUGCCAGAAAAUCAGGAAAGACUGUGUGUGUUGACAGCUGAAUUGGGAGAAUAUUGCAGUGCUCAGAAUAGUCGAUUGUCUUACCGACCGAAAAUUGGAGAUGUGUGCUGUGCCAGAUACACAAAUGAUGACUUCUGGUACCGUGCCAUUGUUCUGGGGACAUCAGAUGCUUAUGUGAAAGUGCUCUAUGUAGACUAUGGAAACAUUGAAACUCUGCCUUUUUCCAGAGUGCAGCCAAUUUCCACCAGCCACCUGGAGCUUCCUUUCCAAAUUAUUAAAUGUUCACUUGAAGGACUAAUAGAAUUGAAUGGAAACUGCUCGCAGUUAGUGAUAGAACUACUAAAAAAUUUCAUGCUGAAUCAGAGUGUAAUGCUUUCCGUAAAAGGAAUUACCAACAAUGUCCAUAUGGUGUCAGUUGAGAAAUGCUGUGAAAAUGGUACUGUCAGUAUAGCUGAUAAGCUGGUGACUUACGGCCUGGCAAAAAACAUCACACCUAAAAAGCAAAGUGCUUUAAAUACAGAAAAGACAUGUAGGAUGAAUUGCUGUUGCACAGAGUUACGGAAACAGGUUGAAAAACAUGAACAGAUUCUUCUCUUCCUCUUAAACAAUCCAACCAAUCAAAAUAAAUUUAUUGAAAUGAAAAAAUUGUUGAGAAGUUAAGUAAGUUAAAUUUGAUGUUUUCACCACUUCCGUCACCACCAACGGGACAUCUCAAGGCAUGUCAGGGUAGAACUCAUGGCAUGAACCACGUCAUGAGGCUAUUCUUCAUUUUGUGACCUAAUGAUUUGAGGUCUGGUUGUAAUGUGUUUGUUGCCUUGCCAAGUUUUAUUUGCUGAUCUGAAGUUGGCCGUUAAUGGGACUGAGUCCAGGGGUGUUCACGUUGUAACCACUCACUGUUGUUCAGUUCCGAAUGCUUACAUUAUUGAUGGCGGGGAGGGACUUGUAAAAAUUGUUGUGAGGUAAAGCUUUACCUCAGAUUCUUUGUGUCUUAGGGGUGAAAUUAACUCUCACUUGGGCAUGUUGCGGUAAAAAUGUUCAGCAUUUUUUGUGAAGAGGUUUUAAAGGGCCAAGAAUGGAAAAUGGGCUUCACUGAUAGUGUAUUUCAUUUCAAAACAAAGCCUACUCCUUGGUGGUGAUUCUAGUGUGUAACAAUGAUAAUUGGUGAGUUUGGAACAACAGUUUCCCCACAUUGAUUGAUUGAUUGAUUGAUUUUUAUUAUUAUUAUUAUUUUUUUUUGGUCUGGGAUGCUUUGUUCGAAGGUAGCCCUCAGAAGUACCUUGUGAUCAGAGGUCAGUUAGAAUUUCUGAUUAAAAUGAAAUUGUCUUUCCUACUAAUUCCAGCCAAAAGCAAAGGGUCUCUGACUCCGUGCACUCUUGUCGGCUACAGCACAGCCUGGGUCAGACCUUUUUGCAAGUAGCUCACGGGAUGGUACCUCUGAGCGCCUGGUGAUUGUCCGUGAGUUCACGUGCUCUCUCCUUCUCCGUGUGGGAAGGUACAGUUAUUUUGUUUCUGCUCCUAAGAAAGUACAGCUGAAUUCUGAGUGGAGUGUCAUCGCUGCUAGAGCAAUAGUUUUGUCUCCUGGUUGAUUUUCUAAUCAGUUGUGAGUUAUUUCUAAUAAAUGCUCAUCUGCCAUUGCAGUUACAGCCUUCAGUCCUUUCUGAUGCCCUCGCUUUCAGUAUUGACUACUGUCGUGUGUGCUUGAGUCUAAGAUCUUAAGUUAAAAAAAAAUGUAAAGUCAAAUCUUAAAUUUCCUGAUAAUUUUGUAGGGUAACGGACAUGCAGUGACAUGGACUUCUGGAAUUCAGUCCUAGCACCAAAUCAUCUCAUUUUUACCUGUGUAAUAGGCUUUUUUUGUAAGGAUAUUGAGAGUGCUAACUCGCACGAGAUGAAAGUUCUAUUUUCUCUUGUUUCUACAUAGAUUGAAGACAUUGUUUAAAAAAAACCAAAAAACAAGAUGUGAUUUAAAGACUAGUAGUUGAACUAGCUUUUCCUUUACUGUGGAAUAAAUAUGUAUUUUUAUCUACAUUUUGAAUAUAGUAUAAUGCCUUAUGUAUUAUUUAAAAAGCACUUGAACAUCUAGUCGCAUACGUAAUCGUUACAGUAGUCCUGGAAAGAGAGUAAGACCCCACUUUAUAGAUGAGGCCAAGGCUCAAAGAGGUUAAAUGGCUGCACUGGAUACACACAAAACCAGGCCUUAGGCUCAAAGCUGAACCCUCUCUGCUGCUCCUUGCUGCUUACUGUCUGCUGUGCUGCAGUGUCCUUAGAUUCAGUCAGUUUUGAAGGACAUGAGACUGAGGAGUUAUAUCAGAAGAAAUUACAGGAUACCCUG
Molecule: messenger RNA, 5315 nt
Organism: Prionailurus viverrinus (fishing cat)
Lineage: Eukaryota; Metazoa; Chordata; Mammalia; Carnivora; Felidae
Gene: TDRD1
Product: tudor domain containing 1
Exons: 25
Coding region: 131-3646 (1171 amino acids)
Source: RefSeq, a predicted model, not a curated record